This is a messenger RNA of Phlebotomus papatasi, 988 nucleotides long. RefSeq names its product phosphatidylinositol N-acetylglucosaminyltransferase subunit C (gene PIG-C). The record is from RefSeq and is a predicted model, not a curated record. Bases 37 to 867 code for a protein of 276 amino acids. Gene Ontology annotation, biological process: GPI anchor biosynthetic process. NCBI's taxonomy places the organism in Eukaryota, Metazoa, Arthropoda, Insecta, Diptera, Psychodidae. Gene Ontology annotation, cellular component: glycosylphosphatidylinositol-N-acetylglucosaminyltransferase (GPI-GnT) complex; membrane. The transcript has a single exon.
AGCAGGCGUAGACAUUGAACAGCUGACAAAGUAGCCAUGUCAAAAGAGAAAACCUGGAGGAAGAAUCUCUACGAAAAUCAGGGUUUUAACGACAACUACACCCCAGAUACCUUCCUGCAGGAACUCCAGAAGAACCAGAAUGUCCGUGAGUUCACCUUUUACGAAGCCCUCUGUGGAGCCACGAAGGUGAGCCAGCAGAUAUCCAUUGUGGUGGCCUUCCUCAUCAUCUACCAUGGCCUUUUCACACGAUGGUUAUCUCCGGAGGCGAUGCUCGUACAAGCCAGCCUUGCCACAGUGAUAGGAUACAUCGUGUACCUUGCCACAAGUGAGGAAGCUCUACUUAAAGCCAUCAUUCGACAUUCCAAGACAGUUCUGGGAGUGCUAGUGUUUGGUUUCAUCUUCUCACCACUCCUGCACACACUCACAAAGAGCAUCAGCACUGACACCAUCUACUCGAUGACCUUCUUCGUGUUCUGCCUGCACUUGAUCUUCUUCGACUACGGCCUGGAGGCUCAUAUGGUGUCCAGAGCCAUUUCCCUGAAUGCAGCAAUCUUCGGAUCCAUCUGCCUGUCUUCGCGUCUGGCAACUUCCUUUCAUGCCUUUGUCCUCCUGGCCACUGUGGUGGUGCUCUUUGUCCUGCUGCCGAUUCUACUGCGCCGCUUCUGGUCACCUCCAGUUCUUCUGCCCACCUUCCUGGUUUGUGUCAUCUUUCUGUACUCAAUCUCUCUGCCCACGCUUGUCACUUACCUCCUGGGUCUGCUGGCCAUUAAUCUUCUCUUCCCAUGGCUCUUUGUACGCGCCCAACCGCACAAACACAUCAUCCAUGGGCCCUGGGAUGAAGCUGUUGUAGAAACGAUGGAAUUUUGAAACCAUUCUACUCCUGGAAACAAUAUUUUUGGUCUCCAUGAGACUGUUCCUGUUCAGAAAUAAAAAUCACCCAGGAAAUCAUCCCAAAAUAGCUAAUAAAAAAUUAUACAGACUAAAAAAA